Messenger RNA from Synchiropus splendidus (mandarinfish), 5420 nucleotides. It is a transcript of the gene lrpprc, whose product is annotated as leucine-rich pentatricopeptide repeat containing. Lineage: Eukaryota; Metazoa; Chordata; Actinopteri; Syngnathiformes; Callionymidae. The coding region runs from base 109 to 4380 and encodes 1423 amino acids. The transcript has 38 exons. The record is from RefSeq and is a predicted model, not a curated record. Gene Ontology annotation, molecular function: protein binding.
UGUUGAUGGUGCUUGAUGGAAGCACAUUUAAGGACGCCCAACUCUCGCGGUAUCUCGUAAAAUCUCGUCACGUGGUACGGAUGCCCUUCUACGCCUGCGACAGAAAACAUGGCAGCGCUCUUGAGGUCCGCACGGUUACUUAAGUUUUCGCCUUCGGGCUUGCUCCACAUUAAUGGGACCAACAGAACCGGUCCAUCUUUGAGUCGACUGUACAGCGGAGCUCUUGGCUACAGAAGAACCGGCGCUUGUCACCGACAGACUUUUUUGAAUCAGGGCAAUGUGUGCAGUGUUUAUGGGCCAUAUAUGGCAGGAUGUGUUCGUAACUUUGCCACUGCCAUGGAACCGAAUGAAGAGGCGGCUAUAGCGGUUCGAUCCAAACAAGCCAAGCAGUUUGACUGGGCACUGUCCAAGCUAGACAGCUCUGUUCGGCGGACAGGUCGUGUUACCAAGACCUUGCUGCUUCAGAUCUUCCAUGACAUCUGCAGGACAGGUUAUCCUAGUGGUAAUCAAGCCUUGCUGUUGCUGCGUAGCUGUGGGUCCCUGCUGCCAGAGGUUCCCCUGUCAGAGCGUACAGAACUUGCCCACCGUGUUUGGGAUAAGCUGAAGGACCUGGGAGCUCAAUAUGAUGCGAGCCACUACAAUGCUCUCCUCAAAGUUUACCUGCAGAAUGAGUUUAAGUUUGCACCCACUGACUUCCUGGCCAAAAUGGAAGAGGCUGGUGUGCAGCCCAACAGAGUAACUUACCAGAGACUAAUUGCUGCCUACUGCCAAGAGGGAAAUAUUGAUGGCUCCAGCACCAUAUUGGGUUUCAUGAAGAGUAAAGAUCUCCCAAUCACUGAAGCAGUUUUCAGCUCGCUAGUCACUGGACAUGCCCGUGCAGGCAACAUUGACAGUGCCAAAGAGAUUCUGACUGUGAUGAAGGGAGCUGGAAUUGAACCUGGUGCUGGAACUUAUGUUUCACUGCUGAACGCCUACGCUGAGAAGGGAGACAUUGAGAGCCUAAAAGAGACUCUGGCUGCAGCAGAAAGUGCAGAUUGUAUUCUGAUGGACAGGGAUCUAAUGCAAGUGGUGUACACUCUGGGUGUGGCUGGCCACCAGGAGCAUAUUCCACAGAUCUUGGAGCGCAUGAGACAUGAAAGGGGAUUCAUUCCAGAUGCCAUUAAUUUGUGUCUCAGCAUGAUCACUCAACACCAGGAGGACACAGCUUUUGCCAUCCUCAAGUCUUUUCCUCCACUGGAGCAGGACGUAUACGCCAGUGACACCGACCUAGGCAACUUCUUCCUUCGACACUGCGUCAACAUGGACACGCCAACGGACAAAAUAUUACACUACUGCAAAGAGCUUCUGGAAUCCAGGAGUCACUCCUCACCAUUCACCUUCGCUCUGGCCUGUGCUCUAGAAUCUAAGAAAAUGGGUAUGUCCUUUGAGUUGAUGAAGAAUAUGCAGGAGCAGGGUCUCCCCAUCAGGCCACAUUACUUCCGGCCCCUGUUCACUCACCUUGCCAAAGAAAAAAACACAGCUGGAGUGGUUGAGGUGAUAAAGGCGAUGCAGGAGCUUGGAGUGACCCCUGAUCAAGAUGCCAUCUCUAAAUACAUCCUCCCUGUUUUUCCCAACAUAAACGCAGCUCGCCAGGCUCUUCAGGACGCCAACAUCCCAAUGGAUUCCAGUGACAUGUUAUUUUUAGAAGUUCGACUGCUGGCUUCAUCUGAUCUCACCAAACUCCACACCUUCCUGUCUGAUCCCUCAAUCCCUGCGAUGGACCUCAAGGUUUUCCGAAGCAGCCUCCUCUCAGGCUUCAGACAGUCAUCGGAUGUGGAGGUCAUGGUGAAGGUGACACAGCUCCUCUUUAACGAUAAGCGCUUCACCAAAGAAACGGCCACAACAGUCGAAACGGUAUCCUUCUUCAUAUACAACCUGAUUGAGAGCAUGUCAGAAGAAGAAAUGCGGAGUCAGCAGGAGAAACUACGCAGAUACUUCAGUCUUUUACAGUCUCAGAACAUUAUUAUCUCUGGAAACGUUUACAAAGGCAUCAGAAACAUUUUGAAUUCCUACCAGGUUCCAGAGCUCAUCACAGCUGUGAGAGCAUUGGUGGACCCGAAUGAGCUUGCAUCCAACAGCACUGAUCCUCCUCAGGCAACUGGAAUUGAGAGUAAAGUUCUGGCUCUGGAAAAUAAACUGGCGGAACUUAAGGCAGAGGACAAACCAAUCGCCACUACGGUCAAGCAGCUUAUCCAGGCUCUCUGCAGUGCUGAAAAUCUUCAACGUGCCCUCGAGCUGAAGCAGGAGUAUGAGGAGGAGAUGACCGCCGGAAGUUACGCCGUCCUCAUCAACCACUGCUGUCGACAGGACAAUGUGGAGGAGAUGCUCCACCUAAAGAGAGAAAUGAGUCGGAAGGAUUCGUCAGCCACGCUGGAUGCCGCUAAAUACAUUGCGGUGGUGAGAGUGCUGGCCAAUAAUGGAAAGGUGGAGGAAGCCGUCGACGUCCUGAAGGAAAUGAAGGAGAAGGAUGUGUUGUUGAGUGACAGCAACAUCACAAUGCUCUUCUACACACUCAACUCUUUAACAUCCUCUGAUGGUGCUCAAACCAUCCGGCUGCUCCAGGACACCAUCUUUGCCCUUGGACUGGCGAAGCCCUCUUCAAAUCUCUGCUCACCUCUGAUUUCUACAUACUUGAACAGUGGUGACCACGCUGGGGCUUUAGAUGCCAUGAUGGAGUGUCAGAAGCGGUACGGACUAAUGCCACGCAUCCAUGACAUCCUGGUCGGACUGGUGGAGAAGGGAGACACCGACCUGCUCCAGAAAGCCAUGGACUUCAUGAGUCAACAGCGUGGAGAGAUGAACAUGCUGUACGAUCUGCUCUUUGCUUUCCUGCAAACUGGACGCUACAAAGAGGCUCGAAAAAUCAUUGAGACCCCAGGACUCAGGGCAAGGCCUGGUCGCUUGCAUUGGUUUGCAGAGAAGUGCAUCACCAAUAACCAGAUGGAGGCCUUGGAGCAGAUGGUGGACAUGACAGCCAAGCUGUUCGAGUGCGACCGAGAUGAGAUGUACAGUUACGUCCUUCGCCUCUGCAAGGUCACAAACAAUUGGCAGAAAGCAGAGGCCGUGUGGACAAAGAUGCAGGAGGAGAACGUGAUUCCCAGAGAUAGAACUCUACAACUAUUGGCCAACAUUUUGAAAAGAAACAACCAGGAGGUGCCCUUCGAAGUGCCAGAGACAUGGUAUGAGUCCUCACCCAAACUGCAGAAGGUCACUAAAGUAGCAGAGCCAGUGGUGACUGAGACUCCUUCACAAAUCCAGGCCAAAAUCCAGUCCUUAUGCAAGAAGAGGAGUGUUAAUGAGGCAUACGAUCUGUUGAUUGAGGCUGAUAAAAAGGAGGUUUCAUUUUCACCCAGCACUUAUGACAAAGUGACCCGAGCCCUUCUGUCCGAGGGGUCAAUCAAGGCUGCCAUGGUCACCAAGGAAAUUGCUGAAUCUCGUAUACCAGGCUACAAACUGAGUGACAUCGCCAGCAGCUUGCUGGUCAUCUCCUACUGUCGGAAGGGCCAGGUGAACGAGGCUCUUGAUGCUCUGAAGUCGAUGCUGCAGGACAACAACGUUCCCUCACCUCUGUCCGUCACCAGACUGGUCCAGGCGCUCUCGAAUCAGGGGGACGUCGCCGGGAUCGAGGAAGUCAAGUCCUUGAUGGAGGGUCUUAAUACGCCACUGAAUGUGACGAGUAUGCUGUUCAUAAACAACAAGGCCCUGGCACACAUAAAAAAUGGCGAUUUGGACCUCGCACUCGAAAUGCUUGAUGAACUUUACACCUCCAGCCAAGAUUCUAAGGGAAACAGCAUGGCCUACGUCUUCCGAAAGGUCAUGGAGGACAACAACGACAAAGCCCUGGACAAGUUGAGCGCGAUGGCGGAGCGACUGGCCAAGCACUUCGCCUCCUACAGACCUGCUCUGGACCUGUUCUUCGGCCUGCUGGAAGCGAGAAAGUACGAGGACGCCAAGUUCAUGUUGGCGCGGGUGAACGGCAUCGCGGAGCAGAAGGACGUCCUGCUCUCCUACAUGAUCCGACUGGCUCAGAGCCCCGGGCAGGUGGAGAAAAUCCAAACCCUGCAGAGCUGGAUCCCAGACUUCGCUGAGAAGGAGGUGGUUUACACUUACCUGAUGAAGUGCCACGUGCUGGACAAGGACUUGUCUGCUGCCAAGUCGCUGUAUGAGCAGAUGAAGCAGGAGAACCUGCAGGUGGACGAGCUGUCGCUCAAGCGUCUGGCCUCUUUGUACCGGGCUGCCGGGGAGACUCCCCCUUUCACCGAGCCUCCGGAAAGUUUCAAGUUCUACGCAGAGAAGCUGAAGGAGAGAGCCAGCCUGGUCCGACCCGCCGCGGAGGAGUGACGACUCAAACCUCCCGUCGAGGUUUUCCCUUUUAUUCCAGCUGUUCCUUUUUAUACCGAUGUUGAUGUGAGCCUAGUUGUUGUUGUUGUUGUCAUGUUGUGUGGGAUGUUCCACUCUUUCCACGGAGCGAGUGAUCGACUGUGACGAAGAUGUAUAGGCGUAUUUAUGCAAAUAAAGAAUGAGGGAUCCCCAAGUCUGCCUGAUUUGACUCCUGAAAGUUCGGAGAAUUUUUCUUUUUCUUGUUACGUUUGAGCAGUCAAGGCAACGGGGGGCAUCGUUUUAGUUGGCAUUUGACAGUGAAAACGUUAGACCUCCCAACUGCAAAUUACUGGGGUAACUCUUCAGGCAGGCAUAUUACCGUUGGGGAGAACACACAAACUUUAAAAAUAUUGCAUCGUUCAUUCACGAUCAAAACUUUCUUCAUCCGUCAGUGGUGACGUCACUCUCGGUCAUGACAUGAGUUUAAGUCCUGAAAUAUUCAGACAAAACGGUUUUGAGGAAUGUUUAUUUCUUUGUUCAGAUCGACAUUCUAACAAUAUUAUCAUCUAUCAGGCUUUGUUUUUGCACCAGCGCAAAAACACGAACAUCACACCAUCUUUAAUCUUUUACGACACGAACACAACCUUUUUUUUUUUUUUUUUUUCUUGAUGAGCAUCACCGAAUAUCUUCGAGGAUUUCCCCACACCCUCCUUUUUUUUAGCGCACAAACUAUUAAGCUUAAUAUCCUCACCGAACAAGAGAUAAAUCUGGAGAAGAGAAAAGAAGAUUGAAAUCAGAAAGCUGCUGAUGGAGGGCCGCCAAAGUGGCGCUUUUGUCACGUGACGCCUACAGCGCGCGAAGACGAGAUUAUAAUUUUUUUGUUUUUUGUGCGGCGUUCUGCUGCCACCCAGCGGCAGGCAUUAACAUAGCAUUUACAAGCGCGUUCAUGAGGGACCAGCCCGCGAUUUAUAUCAAGAAAAUAAAGCGAAAUACAGGGGGCAUAACAAGAAGGGGAUUAAAGAAAAAGUGAUUCUGAAAUGUGUAAAUAUAAGAAUAAAAAC